Messenger RNA from Rhagoletis zephyria (snowberry fruit fly), 1413 nucleotides. Lineage: Eukaryota; Metazoa; Arthropoda; Insecta; Diptera; Tephritidae. The record is from RefSeq and is a predicted model, not a curated record.
AUGGGAAAGUCGCACAAAACCGGCGGUGGUGGGCAUCACCACUCAAAGAAGCCCGACAGUGCCAAGAAGAAGGACAAAGAGAAGGAGAAGGACAAGUCCAACAAGGAAAAGAAAGCGGCGGUGGCGGUCAAGGAUGGCAAGAACAAGAACAACACCGCCGCGCUCCAGAAAUCGCCUAAAUCGAGCAAAAAGAAGGGCGACGGCAAGUCGGACAAGAGCAACAAGAAGCAGGGAGAGACCAAUAAGAAGAGUGGCCACCACCACCACAGCAAACCAAAAAGUGGCAAGGAGAAGGAGAAGAGCGGCAAGGAGAAGACCACCACCACCAAGCACAGCAAACCACCGCCAAAGAAGGAGGACCCAGUCAGUGAGGGCAGCGAAACUUCCACUGCUGAGGAAGAAGUGGUGGUGGAAACUCCGCCUAAACCGCCAAAGAUGGCCAAGGGUUCUCCGAAGAAGGCCGCUGUCGUCGUGGAGGCGACCAGCGAGGCUGGCGAGGCUAGCCUCGAGUCGAAGCAGUCCACCGGCGAUGGACAACAACAACAGCAGCAGCAGCAGUCUUCAGCUGCUCCAAACACAACUUCUUCCGCCGAAGAUCCCGGAACAACAGCUGCAGCGGAAAACGGCGAGAGCACUGCCGCCGCCACUUCCUCUGAUGAGACUUCGGACGAUGAACAACAGCAGGCAAAACCAGAGAAGAACAAGCACAAGUCAAAGCCGCCCAAGGAGAAGGAGAAGAAGCCGAAGAGCACCAAGAACUCCUCUCCGCCGAAGCUGGAGUUCACCAAGCCGACCAUCAAUCAGAUGGUGCGCGAGGAGGAGCGCCAGAAGCACCCGAAGCCGCCGCUGGUGGACACGCCCGCUAUCAGCCGCUACGAGUUUGAGGCAUUCAAUGAUGAGAUGGAGGAGAUGAACGCCAGUCUGGCGAUGCUGCGCAGCUCCUACGGCAGCAUCAUCACCUCGCUGGUGGCGAUGUACACGAAGCGCGGCAAGCGAGGCCAGAAGGCACAGCUGCCGCCCACCGUGGACGGCAAGGCCAACCUGCUGACGCCCAUCAACCCCAAUGCCGACGCCGAUGGAGGCCUUCAGGAGGAGGAGCAGGGCUCCAUUCUGAAGAACGCCGACAAGUACAACAUCGAGAACUUCAUCAACCCGGCGACGCGCCAGGCCGCCUUUGACGGCCUCUUCGCCGAGGUGGAGCUGCUGAAUCGGAAGACGGAGAAGUUCCGCACUGCCUUCUUCGACAAGAAGGGCUACUUUCUGCAGGAGAAGUACGACGGCCAGAAGGAGAUGAAGCUGUCGCGAAAGAAGCUCAACCACUUUUGGCUUUGGACUCGCAAGUUGACCGAAGUGAUCGACGAGAUCGCCCGCAAUUACAAUGACGAUCUGCUGAACAUGUUUCGUCUGCAUUGA